This is a messenger RNA of Patella vulgata (common limpet), 489 nucleotides long. RefSeq lists its product as uncharacterized. Lineage: Eukaryota; Metazoa; Mollusca; Gastropoda; Patellidae. The record is from RefSeq and is a predicted model, not a curated record. The transcript is spliced from 4 exons. Bases 1 to 489 code for a protein of 162 amino acids.
AUGUGUCCAGGACAAACUAUUCAAACAGUGAAUUGUAUUUCAACGUUUGAUGGUGUUUAUCAGUUCACGUAUGAACAGAACAUGCAGAACAUGGGUGCCGGUGGUAUCUGUAAUAAUCCAGACAGUACUAUCGAAGCUUGUAAAAAUCCUGGUUCACCUUACCGAGACAACGAAGUAUUUCUCAUGAAGUAUGCUAAAUGCCCUAAUGUCCCGACCUCCACGGAUCAUAAAAUAAGAUACCAGUGUAUGGGAAGUUGGUUUGCUAUGGUUGGUUCAACUGGCUACACCUACGCUGCUAUUGCUGAUACAGUAGAAAAGGACCGAAGAGAAAGAUUUAAAUGUUUGAUGACAGUGAAGAAUCAGAAGUCAUCCGAUAACAGUAUUCGUUGGGUGAUGUCAAGAUUUUCUGAUUGCAGUAAUUUAAAAAGUUUGUACAAUGGUCCAGUCAGAUUGACUCUACAACCGAGUAAGUACACGUAUUAUUUAUAA